CCCCUGUGUGGCAGAUGACGGGCCUGGACGUGGAGAAGGACCAGAUCCUGGAGAUGGCCUGUCUCAUCACCGACUGCGACCUCAACGUCCUGGCCGAGGGCCCGAAUCUGAUUAUUAACCAGCCUGACGAGCUGCUGGAGGGCAUGUCCGAGUGGUGCAAGGAGCACCACGGGAAGUCUGGCCUUACCAAGGCUGUGAAGGAGAGUAAAAUUUCACUGCAGCAGGCAGAGUACGAGUUCCUGUCCUUUGUACGACAACAGACACCCCCGGGCCUCUGUCCCCUUGCAGGUAACUCUGUUCACGCAGAUAAGAAAUUUCUCGACAAGUAUAUGCCUCAGUUCAUGAGGCAUCUUCAUUACAGGAUCAUUGACGUGAGCACUGUCAAAGAGCUCUGCAGGCGCUGGUAUCCGGAAGAAUACGAGUUUGCACCAAAGAAGGCAGCUUCUCACAGAGCACUUGAUGACAUCAGGGAAAGCAUCAAAGAGCUGCAGUUCUACAGAGAUAGCAUCUUCAAGAGGAAAACGGAUGAAAAGAAAAGGAAACUAAUAGAGAACGGAGAGAGCGAUAAAGCCACCAGCUGAUCGCUCACCUCGCCCUGCCGUCCCGUGGCACCCACUAGCUCUGUCUCUAGGUUCCUUUCUGUUUGCCAGUCUCUUGAGAAGCUGCACCCUCCAGUUACCCUGUUUCUUAACAGCUGUUAAAAGCCAGAGAGAAGCCUCAGUUCCUGCUUCUCUUCUGUGCCAGCAAGGGAUCGACACACUCGAGCCUCAGCAGCUUCUUUGUUUGUACGUUCUAGGUAACAGGCUGUUUGAUACUCCUCUGGUUUUAGAUGCACUCUUUCACUACACAAUAAAACCAGUUCUGUUGAACAAUG
This is a messenger RNA of Chaetura pelagica (chimney swift), 874 nucleotides long. RefSeq names its product RNA exonuclease 2 (gene REXO2). NCBI's taxonomy places the organism in Eukaryota, Metazoa, Chordata, Aves, Apodiformes, Apodidae. The record is from RefSeq and is a predicted model, not a curated record. Bases 15 to 581 code for a protein of 188 amino acids. Gene Ontology annotation, molecular function: 3'-5'-RNA exonuclease activity; nucleic acid binding. The transcript has 6 exons. Gene Ontology annotation, cellular component: mitochondrion.